UUCAUGUGAACUCAAGUGUAGAUGGGUUUUUGUUAUUGCCUCGAAUGGAGUUGGCUGUUAUAUAUUUUUUGACGCUGUCCAGUUUAAGUACAUUGAGAUCAUUUCCCAAAAUUUGUAAAUUUUUUGUUUUUAUACUCGCCCUCUGUUUGACAAACUAUUUGAUAUUAUCCUAAAAAUAAAACAUUUGUUGCUAGGAUUGUGGUGCAGGCUGAAAGCAACAUUUUAGGCAUUUAAGUGUUGACAUUUUUCUUUUUUGAUGCUGCCUCCCCCCCUGCAUUAGUCCAAGUUGGGGGACCCCAUUCAAAAAAAAAAUGUUGGACACGCCCUUUGAUAGAUGAAACAUUAAGGAUCACAUCCAUAUUCAGUAUUCAUCAUCUGCAGGAGUUGAAAGUUUAGACAUAAUUUGGUGCAAUCCAUCAAGCAUUUGUGAAAGCGUUGACCUUCUGGUGUUGAAAGACCGGAGUCAGAGCAUCACCGAGUCUUUCCCAGAGUCACUGAGAUAUCUGUUCAGUUGUUAGCCAUGGUUAGGACUCAGACUAUCUCCACCUUAAAAAAACGCUCAGACUGCAUCAACACAACACAUGAAGGCAGAGGUCUGAGUCCCGCCCACACUCGGUUUGAUUGACGGGUGAUUUCUUGGCUGUGUGCUGCAGAAACAUGACAGCACUGAACGCCCCCCUCCUCUCCUCUCCUCUCCACCUCCACCCCACCCGAGAACUGUAGGCUUACUGCUCUCUUUUCUCUCUCUCUCUCUUUCCCGUCGUCUAUUUUUAUCCGUAGCUCCUCCCCCUCCCUGGCAGGCUAUUUUCAGCUAUAGUCCCUCCAUCAACCCCCAAUCUACUGUGUUAGUAAAUGCCUCUCUUCUCCUCGCUCCUCUCCCCCACUGCCUGUUCUUUAAUCUUUUAAACAGUCGGCCAAUCCGACUCCUGAAACAUGCAGCAUGCAGCGAGCGAAGGUGAAGGGAGAGAACGGGCGAUGAAGGACUUGUCCUCUUCCUCCUCUUCCUCCUCUUCGUCUUUUUUUCCUUCAAAUGUUGUCAAAUAAAAUGUUUCACUCCCUUUUCAUCCGUCUAACUUCUUUUCCACCCAGUGAUCCACUUCCAGCCUCCUCCCUCUGUCCUCUCUCUCUCUCUCUCUCCCUCGCUCUCUCUCUCUAAAGCCCUUCAUUCACACACACAGUCACAAACACACACACACACCAAGGACUCUCAGACAGUGAAUAUUAGCCGUCUGACCAGCAGCUGUUUCUGCUCGCUGUACAAAGCUUCACUCUGCAGCCGCCUGCUUCUAUUUGUGUGUUUUCAAGCGGAGGGAGAAGAGGACAGCGUGUGAUCUCCUGCUGCUCAUUUUUUUUUCUGGGAGGAUACAAACUCGUCUUCUCCUCCACAGCCUUCCUCUCUUCAACAUUUCUUUUUUUUUUUUUUUCAUCCCACCGCUCUAUCCCUCUCCCUCCGUCCUUUGCAUUUCCCUCCCUCUCUGUGUCUCUUUUCUCUGUCAUUCUCUCAGCGCUUCGUUCUAAUUUUGGAAGCAUGGAACCUCGGGGAGCGCUCUCCCAAAGCUAUUUACGUCCUAGCCUCUCCUCCUCCUCCUCCUCCUCUUCCUCCUCCUCCUCCUCCUCCUCCUCCUCUCCUCGUCUCUCCCUCUCGUCAUCAAGGAGGAGAACAGCAUGAGGAGCCUUUGAUGCACCCGAGCAGGGGAAUUCGGCUUCUCCUCGUCUCAAUAUUUUUUGAUGUGUUGUUGAGCUGCAGGACGUGGUGAGGAGGCUGCAGCGGCUCCAAACUGAUCCUUUCCAUCUUUUCUCAGCUUAUGGACAAUGCAGAGUGUUAUGAGUGACAUGCACAGAGAAGAUUCUGAUCCUGCUUUUGCUUAAUUUGUUUGGUGAAGACUCAGAGAGGGGUUUUCGUGCACAAGAGGAAACAAACUUUCUGUCUGCAACAUUUGAGCUGCUGUCCUGCACGGACCAGCACCAGGUGAUAUCGACGAACACUAACUAAACCAGAAAGUUGCAUUUAAGACCAAUGCACAGCCUAGUUUUUUGCCAAAUUUGACUCUUGAAGCUGUUCAUCUCCUCUUUGCUGCUUUAAUCCUAUCUUGGAGACGAACAGACGGAUCUGCAAGAGAGGGAAUAAGAGGAUAUUGUCACUGUCAUUGACUGUCAAACUGAAGCGCAGGAGACGGUGAAAGCUCAAGAAAAAACUGAGAGUUUACCUGCAAAAAUCUGCACCCUGAUCGGGACACCUUUGUUGGAUUACAUAAUAGAAGCACGGAGGAGUUCUCUCGUGCAUUUUUGAUGGACUUCUUCUGGAUAUUUGUGCAUUUGAAAAUCCUGAAAACAGCAUUUAAGCUUCCAAUUUUGAAGGGACUAUUUUUCCACACAUGCCAGGAUGAUUUUUCCCAUGAUUCAACAUUUUUAAAAGCACACAUCAGUGUUUGUUUCCCCCCCUGCUCCUUGGCAAAUUGAAUCCUAAACUUGGCCACGAAAAAUGUCUUGGAAGAGGAACUGACGGCUGUUUUAGUGACAAAACAGAGAGCUGCCUCUUGUCUUGGCAUGCUGUUACAUCCUACCGUGUCAGGAUUGUGCGCCAUGUUGCAGACCAUCUAUGAGACUGAGUCGUGUUUUUCCUCCGCCAGCACAGACAGCCACCACCAGCCUCUGGAGCUCCUGAGUGACAGCAGGGGCUCCAGCAGCAACAUGCCCACCGCCGUAGUGGAGGUGAAGAGCAGCCUCCCGUCGGGCAUGCAGAGCCCCGUAGGAACAGUGAGCGAGCAGAGAGGAGGAGGAGGAGGUGGUGAAGGCGGGGGGUGUUGUGGGGGUCCAGGAGGAGGAGGAGGAGGGGGCCCAGUGGACCUGCGGACAGAGCCAAGGGGGGGUUCUCUGUCUGGGGGAGCCGGCGUGGACACAGCCCUCAGAGAGCAGCAGCUCCAGCAGGAACUGGUUCUCCUCAAACAGCAGCAGGAGCUCCAGAAACAGCUGCUGUUUGCAGAGUUUCAGAAAAAACACGAGGUGCUGACGAGACAACACGAAGUCCAGCUGCAGGAACACCUGAAGCAACAACAGGAGCUGUUGGCGGCGAAGCGUCAGCAGGAGCUCGAGCAGAAGAGGAAACUGGAGCAGCAAAGACACGAGGAGCAGGAGAAACAUCGACUGGAGCAACAACUGCUGCUGCUGAGGAACAAAGAGAAAGGCAAAGAGAGUGCCAUCGCCAGCACAGAGGUGAAGCUGAAGCUACAGGAGUUCCUCCUCAGUAAGAAAGAGCCGGGUCUGGGUGGACUGAACCAUUCCUUCUCCCCAAAGUGCUGGGGGGCACCGCACACCUCCCUGGAGCAAGGCUCUCCUCCGCAGAGUGGAACUCCUCCCUCCUACAAACUGCCCCCCCUGCUGGGCAACUACGAGGGCAAGGACGACUUCCCGCUACGCAAGACAGUCUCUGAGCCAAACCUGAAGGUGCGUUCACGGUUGAAGCAGAAGGUGGCAGAGAGGCGGAGCUCGCCACUCCUCCGCAGGAAAGACGGGACCGUUAUCAGCACCUUUAAGAAGAGAGCCAUAGAGAUAUCAGUGUCCUCUCUCUGUAAUAGCGCUCCAGGUUCGGGUCCCAGCAGUCCCAACAGUUCCAAUUCAGCCAUCGCCAACGGCAACACAGGAUCUGUCCCCAACAUCCAGACAGAGCUGAGGUCUCUCCAUCAGACGCUGGGGGCUGACGGGACAUUGAGUCCUCUGAAUCUCUACACCUCGCCGUCUUUGCCAAAUAUCUCCCUGGGACUCCCUGCGAACACACAUAUCACGGCCCCCCAGAAACUGUCCUCCCAGCAAGAGGCUGAGCGUCUAGCCAUCCAAUCACUGCGAGGGGGCGGAGCUCUGACGGGGAAGUUUCUCUCUACAUCCUCCCUACCUGCAGGGGUGGGACAUGAUGUGGAGACUCCGCCCCCCAGCUCUCAUUCUGCACAUUCCUCGUUACUGCAGCACGUGUUACUGCUGGAACAGGCCAGACAACAGACCGCCAUGUUAGCAGUCCCCAUGUACAGUCAGUCGCCCCUGGUUACGGCAGAAAGAGGCGUGUCCAGCGGCAUGCGGUCGGUCAACAAGCUGCCUCGCCAUCGCCCGUUGGCUCGGACCCAGAGCGCGCCUUUGCCGCAGUCCCCCCAGGCCCUGCAGCAGCUGGUGGUCCAACAGCAACACCAACACUUCCUGGAGAAACACUACAAGAUGCUAUCAAAGGGGACGGAGCUUCCCAGGCCGCCACCCACACAUCCAGAGGAGACGGAGGAGGAGCUAACAGAGACCAACGACAUGCAGGAGGACGACGGAGGGGCGAGCUUACACAGGCUUCAGAAGGAGGGAUCUGAUGACAGCACGCAUUCCUCCGAGCGACUUUGCGCACACAUAAAAGGCGAAGAGGAGCACGGGGAGGUGCACGUGAAAGGGGAGAGCACGGAGAGCGAGCUGGACGAGGAGGAAGAGGACGAUGACAUCAUCCAGCUGAGGGAGGGAGACGAGGAUGACAGGGGGAGCUACUCGCAGGCCUUGCAGCACCUGGGCGUGUUCCAGUCUUCGCUGCCCCACAGACCCCUGGGAAGAGCACAGUCCUCGCCUGCAGGCACAGUCCAUCCCGUCAAACACCUCUUCACUACUGGGCUCGUGUACGACAGUCUGAUGUUGAAGCAUCAGUGUGUGUGCGGCAACGCUCACAUCCACCCAGAGCAUGCUGGGAGAGUGCAAAGCAUCUGGUCCAGGCUGCAGGAGACGGGCCUGCUGGGCCGCUGCGAGAGGAUUCGUGGGCGUAAAGCCUCUCUGGAUGAGAUCCAGUCGGUCCAUUCAGAGUUUCACACUCUGCUGUAUGGAACAAGCCCGCUCAAUCGACACAAGCUGGACCACAAGAAGCUGCUGGGUCCAAUCAGCCAGAAGAUGUACGCUGUUCUUCCCUGUGGAGGAAUAGGGGUGGACAGCGACACCGUGUGGAAUGAGAUGCACUCGUCGGCCGCAGUCCGCAUGGCGGUCGGCUCGGUCAUCGAGCUGGCUUUCAGAGUGGCUGCAGGAGAGCUCAAAAACGGCUUCGCCGUGGUGCGUCCGCCUGGUCACCACGCUGAGGAGUCCACCGCCAUGGGAUUUUGUUUCUUUAACUCAGUAGCCAUCACUGCGAAGCUGCUGCAGCAGAAACUGGGAGUGGGGAAGAUCCUCAUCGUGGACUGGGACAUUCACCAUGGCAACGGAACCCAGCAGGCCUUCUACAGUGACCCCAACGUCCUCUACAUCUCUCUCCAUCGCUACGACGACGGGAACUUCUUCCCCGGCAGCGGAGCUCCUGAGGAGGUGGGAUCAGCUGCAGGUGUCGGUUUUAACGUGAACAUUGCGUGGACUGGAGGAGUGGAGCCACCUAUGGGUGAUGUGGAGUACCUCACAGCCUUUAGGAGUGUGGUGAUGCCCAUCGCUCAGCAGUUCAGUCCAGACGUGGUCCUGGUGUCUGCAGGCUUCGAUGCAGUGGAGGGUCAUCAGUCUCCUCUGGGCGGGUACAACGUCUCCGCUAAGUGUUUCGGUCAGCUAACGCAGCUCCUGAUGGGCCUGGCGGGGGGACGCGUUGUCAUGGCACUAGAGGGGGGUCAUGACCUCACCGCUAUCUGUGACGCUUCAGAGGCGUGCGUCUCGGCACUUCUGGGAGAACCGAGCGACUCCAUGGUUCAGUGGCCUCUGGAGAAGCCGUGUCCGAAAGCUUUCGCCUCCCUGGAGAGAGUAAUAGAGAUCCAGAGUACACACUGGCCUUGUCUGCAGAGUUUGUCUCAGACGAGUGGACACUCGCUAUUGGACAGCCCCCCUGAGGCUCGGGGCCAAUCAGAGGACGAGGCUGAAACCGUCAGCGCCAUGGCCUCCCUCAGUGUGGAUGUGGACCAGCCGAGCUCGAUUCCUGACAUCACAGAAACCAGCAGGUCAACAGAGGAGCCCAUGGAGGAAGAGCCUGUGUUGUAGGAGGACGGCACAAAAAAGCUCCGCAUUCACCUCUUUGUGGCUCCUCCUCUUCCUUCUUCCUCUUCCUUUCCCUCUUCCUGCACACAGUGUGUGUAGGUGCACACACGCAGAUUGUAACUCUGCCGAUGUGGAGGACUCCGAUUGGCUGAGGAGAUCAGUAUGGAUGCGAGAGAGAGAAGGCGGGUCCUGUGAAAAACAUGGGACAAAUCUCCUUUCUGCCGGUUCUUCGGGGCCCGAGGAGGAGCGGACGACUUGUUAGCAUCUCCGAGGAAACCAGAGGAGGAGAGGGCCAAGAGGAGACACGUCUUGUAUACUUUAUCUCCUGUACACAGCACCACUGAAUUAUUCCACAUCUGAUCACUCUUCUUUCGACUUUAUUCCUACUCCCCCCAUUUUUCCGCAGAGGGGUGAUGACUGUGGAGAACACUAAUUUGAAUCGGACACCGAGUGGACGUCUUGUCUUCUUGUCUGUCCCGCAGAGAGACAGGCUGAGCGACCCUGGGGUUGGCUAACACAGAAGGAAUAACUUAUUUUAAAAUGAGCUGAGGACGCGGAGGAACUAGGUGCCUUUUUGAAAAAAGAAAAAAAAUAACAAACCAUCUAAUCAGAAACCACAAAACACCACAGCACCUCAGUGAACCAACCAGCCAAUCAGGACUGAAGAAACCCACCGAUGCACACACACACACACACACACACACACACACAUAACACAUCACACACUGCUGUCGUUUCAUUUUUGAGUCUUUGUUUAUUCAUCUGGAUGCCUUAAUUUGUUCAUAUCUCACUAUUUAGGAACGUUGAGAGAGAGAGACACCAAGAGAAGGAAUCAUGAGAGCUGAGAUAGUUUUGUAUUUAGAAAUGUAUUCAAACUGCUAAGAAUUGUAUUUAUUGUUGAAUCUUACAACACUCAAAGCAGGUGUUUCCACGCAGAGUGAGGAGAAGCCUCUGAAGCCAUCUUUACAUUUUCAAGUAAAAAAAAAAAUCUCCAUAGAAUACUAAUAUUUAAUUCUUGAUAAUAUUCAGUGAAACUUUGAUGUGAUCUGGUGCGUGUCUCAGGACUCGGUCUGGUUUUUUGCAGUAUUCAUUGUUGGAGAUUUGUAAACCGCAUCACUUCAGACGACCACAUCUGUCACGCCUCUCCCUCACUUUACUUUGGUUGAGUGACCCCCGAUGGGAUCCCGACGUCUUUAAGAGGGGGAUUGUGGGUCCCUUUUUUCUUUUUUUUAAUUGGACUAUUUCCUGUUUGGUGUAAAUACUGUCCUCUGUCCUGUUGCCCACGGUUACGUCACAGCAGACUCAUUGUGGCCACUUUUCUAUAUCUGUACAUAGUUACAUGUAUAAAAAACACAAAAUACUUUCUUUCUUUUGUAUAAAAAAGGUUAAAAAAAAUAUUCUAUAUAAAUAUAUAUACAUAUGUAAACAGUGUUUAUCCAACCAGAUUGGAUUCAUGAAUAUAUUCUAUUUGGAGGUCUGAUGUUUUAAAGGUUUGGCUGAUUGACCGGAAGAAAGCACAUGGUCUGUUUGUUUACAGAUGUUCAGUAUGUCUGGAUGUUGUUGUUGUUGUUGUUGUUGUUGUUGUUUUUUGGUAGUUGUUGUUCUUGAAGGUGGACAGCGAGCUCCAGUUCCUCUGGCAGGACCAGGCAAGCUGUGCUGCCCUCCACAGGCAAACAACAGCAACUGCAGAAUAGUGAAUAAAAAAGGUCAAAGGUCAUGUGUUGGUGACAGGAUGGUCCAGUGAUGAUGUUUUGUGAGCUCGCAAAUUCAUUUUCUGAUCUCAAUCACCAGCUUUUAAAUGGACAUUUUAAUCACAUUUCUUUUGACCUAAACUAUUUGUUACAGCAACAAAGAUGAAAAUAUAAAAUGUUGGUCUGUUAUUUUUCUUAUUCACUAAUAAGAUGGUUAACACUAAUAAUGAAAACUAAAAACUGAUCUUUGUUUUCGCUCUAUGGCUGUAAAGUUUGCAGUUAUCAGUGAAUUCAAAAUGUAUAAAUAAACACAUUUUGAGUUUUAAAUUGAAAAGAUAUCGGCUGAAUCUUCAGCUUAUUUUGCCCCUCAUUUUCUACAUGUAUGUGCAAAUCCUUUAGCUACACACCAAAACAAAAACAUGUUUGUUUUUUUAACAUUUCAUACAAAAAGAAAAUUAAGCUUAAGUUCCAAACAUUUCAUAGUGAACAAGUGAGAAUCAGAACAAGACAGCUACAAGUCUCAAUCUUUAAAAAUAAUAUAUUUUGUCAUACAUAAUCUUUUGUUUACUCUGAAAAAUUCUUUUUUAAUCUUUAUCAAAACCGUUCCACAUGUUUAUCCUUUUGACAGAUAAACAAUUCUGCUCUACAUUUGUCUUUUUUUGUUAAUACCUGUUCCUCUUAAGUUUUGAACAAUCUCUGAAUACAGAGGCCUUUUUGGACAAUUGAAGUUUUGCAUUUUAUUUGAAGUUGAACUUAAGCCAGUUGUUUUGAAACUUAACUUAAAAGCUUCAUAAUGAUUAAAAAGGGUUUCUGACCGGGGCUGAAGUUUGCUGACCUUUACGAGUCUCCUUUCUGUUCACUGUAACUCUUUUUAUAGAGUUGUUUUCCAACCACCAAUGUUUGUUUCAAAGCAUCAAACUUUUUGUUUUGUUCAUUAAAGCAUAAUCAACAUUUUAAAUCAAAAUGUUAAAACAUUCAGUGGGAUUUCCAUUUUCACAAAUUUCAUUGGAGGACCAAGUCGUGAGCCGACGUUAUCUGGAGGAAAUAAAGCUUCAAAACUGGA
Molecule: messenger RNA, 8709 nt
Organism: Labrus mixtus (cuckoo wrasse)
Lineage: Eukaryota; Metazoa; Chordata; Actinopteri; Labriformes; Labridae
Gene: hdac5
Product: histone deacetylase 5
Exons: 29
Coding region: 2548-5958 (1136 amino acids)
Biological process (GO): negative regulation of transcription by RNA polymerase II; chromatin organization
Cellular component (GO): histone deacetylase complex
Molecular function (GO): histone deacetylase activity
Source: RefSeq, a predicted model, not a curated record